Molecule: messenger RNA, 1374 nt
Organism: Dioszegia hungarica
Lineage: Eukaryota; Fungi; Basidiomycota; Tremellomycetes; Tremellales; Bulleribasidiaceae
Product: WD40-repeat-containing domain protein
Exons: 7
Coding region: 1-1374 (457 amino acids)
Biological process (GO): mRNA splicing, via spliceosome
Cellular component (GO): precatalytic spliceosome; Prp19 complex; catalytic step 2 spliceosome
Molecular function (GO): protein binding
Source: RefSeq, a predicted model, not a curated record
AUGCCACCUACCUCGGAGCCCGGCCCAUCCACACUCACACCAUUAGCGGAGCUCGUCAAAAAGAGUGCAAAGCGCACAAGAGCAGUUUACGGCUAUGAGGGAGACGGAAUCGACGAUGGUUUGGCACAAGCCAAUAAGAUGAAGCUCGCCGCAAAGCUCGCUGUCGAGUACCGAGAUGUUCAGGUGCUGCCACCGAUCCUGGCUGGGCAACAGGCGGGACCUACCGGACCCAAACGCCCAACAGCGCAACCGACCGCUGGCGGGGCAGGAGCCGGCGUCAAGCUGAUAGGAGGACCGGGAGAGCCAUCAACGAGCACAUCUGCUGCACCAGAACCACGCGAGCUCGUCAAGUUCAGGCACCAGCAAGGCUUCGCGGCGGGCGGGGGUCAAGCAGGAUCCAAGCUAUCCCAAGCAUUGAUGCGAAAGAAGGAGGCGAGAGAAAUCAAGCCCGUCUAUCACCCACAAUGGAAACUUACCAGGGUUAUCUCCGGCCAUAUGGGCUGGGUUCGCGCAAUGACGGUCGAUCCCGGAAACCAAUGGUUCGCAACCGGAGCAGGAGACCGUGUCGUGAAGAUCUGGGACUUGGCGUCGGGCGAGCUCAAGCUAUCUCUCACCGGACACAUAUCGACCAUUCGCGGACUGGCGGUCUCCGAACGGCACCCGUACCUCUUCUCCUGCGCCGAGGACAAGAUGGUCAAAUGCUGGGACCUCGAAACCAACAAGGUCAUCCGCCAUUAUCACGGCCACUUUUCAGGCGUCUAUUCUUUAGCGGUACAUCCUACCCUGGAUGUGCUGUGUACGGCCGGACGAGACGCCAGUGUGCGUGUAUGGGAUAUGCGGACGCGAGCCAACAUCUUCACCUUGACGGGACACACCAGCACAGUAGCGGAUGUCAAAAUGCAGGCGGCGGAUCCCCAAAUCAUCUCGGGAAGUAUGGACAGUACCGUCAGAUUAUGGGACCUGGCAGCCGGCAAAUGCAUGACCACCCUGACACAUCACAAAAAGUCGGUCCGCGCCCUCGCCAUCCACCCGACCGAAUACAGCUUUGCCAGUGCCAGUGCCGGCGGUAACAAUAUCAAAAAGUGGAAAUGCCCAGAAGGCACCUUUGUCAACAACUUUGUCGGCCACGAAGCCAUCAUCAACACCCUAAGCGUCAGCGACGAAGGCGUCAUGUUUUCCGGAGCGGACAAUGGAUCCUUGACCAUGUGGGACUACGCCACCGGACUGCCAUUUCAGCACCUGAAGGACGUACCACAGCCGGGAUCUUUGGACGCCGAGGCCGGCGUCUUUUGCUCCGCAUUCGACAAGACCGGAACGAGACUCAUCACGGGAGGGGCAGACAAGACCAUCAAAGUGUACUCUGAGCAAGCAUGA